Cornus florida is the source of this 1183-nucleotide messenger RNA. Its product is annotated as vegetative cell wall protein gp1-like. NCBI's taxonomy places the organism in Eukaryota, Viridiplantae, Streptophyta, Magnoliopsida, Cornales, Cornaceae. Bases 506 to 1060 code for a protein of 184 amino acids. The record is from RefSeq and is a predicted model, not a curated record. The transcript has a single exon.
CUUCAACUUUGGGCUAGAACAGCCAAGAUACCCUUACAACCAAAGUAGUCCAAAUUGAAUUGGGCCACACUAGGCAUUGCUUUUAGGUUAUAACUUUGCAAAGGGUGGGUUGGGGGUUCAAUAGCAUCUAAUUGCACAUUAUUAUGGAUUCUAUAGUUUUUCUUCUUCUUCUUCUUCUUUCUUUUUCUUUUAUUAUUAUUACUUUUUUUUUUUAAUUUUUUUUUUUAUUUAAAAAACGGUCGAUACAACCGAACCAGCCAGUCAUGAACUUCCACCGAACGGCUUGUUACUCCCUAUAGCCGGUAGAAAACAACCAUAACCCCAACGGUCAUAUUUCCUUUUGAAGAUUACAUAUCCCACCUCUAAUUUCCUACUCUCCUCUGUUUACAUAUAUCUCAUUGAUCCACCUCCAUGUUCAUCGGAGAGCAAUAAUCAGACAUUUUUUUAUUAGUAUUUGAUUAACGGUUGCUGUGUCUUUGAUCCAAAUAUUCUCCACACAGGCAAGAUGUGUAGACUACUUGUAAUUGUUUUAUUGGUGUUCUGUGUGUCAGAUUCCGGUUGGGCACAGGGGACCAAUUCACCUGCACCGGCACCUAAAUCUACUCCGACGAGCCCAAGUGCAUCCCCUUCAAAGUCUCCGACUUUGGCACCGCCUAUUCCGGCGACUCCCAAAAUCUCUCCGACGAUGCCGGUUUCUCCGUCAAUCAGUCCAUCAUCUUCGCCGGUUCUAUCUCCAACAGCACCUCCCACAGUGACUCCUUCUCCGAUGGCUGCAACCCCAGUGAGCACUCCCACAUCACCUCCCGUGGGAUUGACUCCUGCAAAGUCUCCGGCAGUGGCAGAGGUACCGGCAACUGCUGCAACCCCAGCGGCAUCUGCAACACCGGCAGGGUCACCGAAGACAAUCCCGUCAAACAGGAUCCCAUCGACCCCAUCUCAGGCGAGUUUAUCACCGGAGACUGCACAAGGUCCAGUGGGUGAUGAAUCUGGUUCUAACUCGCAGUACGAGGCUGCGCUAAUUUUGAGUGGUUUGGCUCUUUGGGUGGCUUUGGUUUUCUAAAUAUUGCCUUCUGUUCACCACUUUAUUCAUAUCAAUUCUUUGUAUAAUUUUUAUUUUUUAUUAUUAUUUUUUGUAUUAAACUUAUUGUGUUGAUGAUUAAAUGAUUCAUAUUAUGAAGGGAAA